AUGGAUCCCGCCCGGCCUUCGGUACCCCCAACUGAGCCCUGUCACACCCCUUCAGGCCGAACCACAACUCCCUCCAACAUGGUAAGGCCCGACCGCCACCGCCACCAAUUCAAGGUUAUCUCCGCCAAUGUACGUGGUCUCCGAACGAACAUCGGAGACCUAACCCACAACUGUGUACUACAACACGGUGCAGAUGCAGUUGUGGUGACGGAGACCUGGCUGAACGGAGAGGUGGAGCCAUCGUUCGGCAAAAUAGGUGGCUACACUCACUGGGCCAGGAGAGACCGACAGGAUAGAGCUGGAGGCGGAGUGGCUGUCUGCUUCAGGGAGGGAGUGCAGGCACAACAACUCGACGUGGACACGCCGCCUCAGCUGGAGGUGAUGUUCUUCCGGGUUGUGCUGGCCAACCACUCUGCCCUCCUGCUGUGCGCCAUGUACCGCCCCCCUCCCCGGCAGGGGCCUGACUCGCUCCUGUACCUCAAGGAGGCCCUAGAUGUCCUCCUUGUGACUCACCGCUGCCAACACAUCUUGCUUGUGGGCGACCUCAACCACCACCUGGAGCGCGACACCUACAAAAACCUCCUGACGGUGCAGGGCCUGAAGGACCAUGUGACCUUCCCCACUCAUGAGCGGGGCGGGACCCUGGACCCCGUCAUAUCCGACCUGGAGGAGGACACAUUCAGCUGCCACCAGCUGGGUCUCGUGGGCAGCUCUGACCACCAUGCUGUCCUGACCCAGGUGGACAUGGGUGUGGCUCGUGACGAGGCCACCACUCGCACAGUCUGGCUAUGGGAUAGGGCAGACUGGGGCUCCCUUCGCCGAGACCUGCGCAGGACUGACUGGCCUUCCAUCCUGCAGGAUGGAGCGGAGGUACAGGCGCGAGCCUUCACUUCCCGCCUCUUGGCGCUCCAGGAGCAACACGUGCCCCACCGUGAGUUCGUCGCCAGACCAACGGACCAGCCUUGGUUUGGCUACCGCUGCCGCGUUGCCGCCGAGGCGAAGUAUUCUGCGUGGCUCCGCUACAAGCAGAGUCCUACUCAGCGCAACAAAGACCUACAUCGUGCGGCCUGCAAGAGGAUGGUGACGACUUGCCGGUGGGCCGUAGGGAGGUGGAAGGAGGACCUGCAGCGCCAGCUAGUAGGCCCUGGAGUGGGCAACAAGACUUGGUGGUCCCUUGUUAAGGGCAGACAGGGACUCAACCGUCAAGACACUGUCCCUUCUCUCACAAGGCCCGACGGAACGGUGGCCACCAGCAGCAAGGACAAAGCCCAGCUGCUGGCCACCCUCACCGCCUCUUCUGGAGCAGCAGUGCAGAGAGACUGUAACCAAGGUGGAGGUGAGGUGACGCAGGGACUUGUCGAGCGUCUGCUGCAGGGGCUCGAUGUACAAAAAGCUACUAGUCCCGACAACAUCAGCCCGCACGUUUUGAAACAAUGUGCCCGUGAGCUGGCUGUACCCCUCACCACAGUCUUCUCUGCCUGCUUAUGGGAAAAUACCUGGCCCUUAGUGUGGAAAGAGGACCGGGUAGUUCCCGUACACAAGAGGAGCUCCAGUUUGAGUUCAGACCUGGGCGGUCCACCUUCCGAUCUCCUCAUGCUCCUCACCGGGGACUGGCAGGACGCCCUUGACGGCGGCCUCGACUCUGUUGUGGUGGCCCUGGAUAUAGCGGGCGCCUUCGACAGGGUCUGGCACGGGGGCCUUCUGGAAAAGCUGAGGGCAAAGGGGAUCCAGGGUGACCUCUUUCAGCUCCUUGGCGACUACCUCCAAGGAAGGACCCUCCAGGUCAAUGGGCAAGCGUCCGAGUCCCUCCCGGUGAGAGCGUCAGUGCCACAGGGCUCGGUGCUGGAGCCAGUCCUGUGGAACAUCUACGUGGACGAUCUUCUCCGACAGCUGCCGGCGGUCUCAGCUUAUGCUGACGAUUGCACUCUCUCCUGUACCUACCCUCGACACGAAAGUGAGUCCGUCAAGAUUCUGGGGGUGGAGGUGAAUCGAGGGCUGCGGUUUGACCGCCACGCCCUUGUGGUGUUCCAUAAGGCACAGGUACAGGGUGUGCCACAUCUGGCGGGACUACGGCUGCCCACCAGAGUCACCUCCCGGGACACGAGAACGGGCAGUGGAGGACGUAGUGAGUCAACGGCUGAACAGGGGUACGCAAGCAGUGAGGGCAAGACUCAAGCUCAUUCCUAG
Scylla paramamosain (green mud crab) is the source of this 2187-nucleotide messenger RNA. RefSeq lists its product as uncharacterized. Gene Ontology annotation, molecular function: catalytic activity. Bases 1 to 2187 code for a protein of 728 amino acids. Lineage: Eukaryota; Metazoa; Arthropoda; Malacostraca; Decapoda; Portunidae. The transcript has 4 exons. The record is from RefSeq and is a predicted model, not a curated record.